Molecule: messenger RNA, 1347 nt
Organism: Purpureocillium takamizusanense
Lineage: Eukaryota; Fungi; Ascomycota; Sordariomycetes; Hypocreales; Ophiocordycipitaceae
Exons: 2
Coding region: 564-1133 (189 amino acids)
Source: RefSeq, a predicted model, not a curated record
CGUAGGUACUUUCUUUUGCGCCCCUUGUCUCUGCCGCGCCUUACCCCUGGCCCUAGUCCUUUUCCCACGCGCGGACCAUCGCCGGUCCUCACACACUCUCUCUACCUGCCCUCCUCCCUUGCGAGAACCCAACCUAUCGCUUCCUCCCCCACCACACGCCGCCCGCCGCUGUCAGCUCCCGCCUCGCGCCUCUCCCUCGCUCAGCCUGCCGGAUUGGCCUGACGCCCCUCCCUUCCCUUCCAUCUCCCCCACACUCCGUCCAGCGACCAACCUCACGUCGCCGGCCGGCCAUCCGGCCGUUCGCCCCGGGCGUGCCACAGGGACGCCGCACCGGCUCCCAAAACGCAGGGCGAUCGUCCGCUGCCCUACCUCCCCCCCGGUCCCUGGCCUAAUCUCUCACGAUGCAGCUUGUGUCUUACCCUCGCAGCUCCGCGGACGUCGACACGAGGAGAGCGUCCCGGGCUUCUGCUCUCCUCGGCGAGACAGCAAAUCUCCCCCCUUCCUCGGCGCCGUCAAGGUGUCGUCCGUAGUUGUAGUGGCAGGGUGGGGAGGGGAUCCGAGCCAUGGCGGCCCUGUCGAGGGACUCACCUCUGGUCUUCGCUCGGGUUGCUUUGGGGGGCCUCAACGAACGUCCAGAUGGAUAUAAAAGGAGCCCUCGAUCCCUCUCAGAUCCCAUCUUCUUCUCUCCUCAUCCACUCAAGCAUCCAGUCUCAAGCAUCUCCAGCGCCUUCUUUCGCUCAACAGCAUCACUUUCGUUCCUUCAACGACCUAAUCCACCCCCAACAACUUUCAAAAUGAAGUUCUUUGUCGCUAUCCUGGCCCUUGCUGCCACCGCCAUCGCCGCUCCCACCGAGUGCAAGAGCUGCCACAAGGAGCCUUCCCACGAGCACAAGCCUGAGCACAAGGAGCCCAGCAACAACAAGGUCGGCAACGUCUGCCAGAGCCACCAGACUGUCGUGUGCCAGGGCCAGGGCAACGGCGGCCUCCUCUCCCUCGGCAACAUCCUGCCCGGUGCUCUGGGCCAGAGCUGCUCCGGUGGCGACGUCUACUGCUGCUCGCACGACGAUGUCAAGCAGACCGGCCUCAUCAACCUGGACCUGAACGUCCAGUGCUCCCUCACCCGCUUGCUGUAAGCGCCGGAGCCUAAUCGGAAGCUUGUCCUCGCCGCAGAGGCCGGGUGAACAAAGGCCUGGUGUGCUUGUGCUGGAGCUUAAUUCGUGGUCGUCUCUCCUGGUCGUCCGCGGACGGUGGACCGGUGCAGCAGCCCUGUUCAAUACAGGCGCGAGCUACUUCUUCUCUUCUUGGCUCCUCGUCUUGUACUUAGAUUUUCAUUUAAUCACAUAUUAG